This is a messenger RNA of Volvox carteri f. nagariensis, 2433 nucleotides long. RefSeq lists its product as uncharacterized. Gene Ontology annotation, biological process: intra-Golgi vesicle-mediated transport. Gene Ontology annotation, cellular component: Golgi membrane. The record is from RefSeq and is a predicted model, not a curated record. The transcript has 16 exons. Lineage: Eukaryota; Viridiplantae; Chlorophyta; Chlorophyceae; Chlamydomonadales; Volvocaceae. The coding region runs from base 1 to 2433 and encodes 810 amino acids.
AUGAACUUCCUCAAGACGUUAGACCAGGCGCUCGAUUUCGAGCGUCUGGAGAAAACUGUGACGGAGAAGGUGCAACAAGCAGCUCUCAGUGUCGUUGAGGAGUUUCCGGACCGCAAUAGAGCUGCACCGACCGGGGCCUUGCUGUCGAUCACCCCAGCUGUUUUGGUUGAGGCGCGUGAGGUAUCAGAGAUAUGGCAAGCAUACGAAAUGGAGCGCCGCAAGGAUGACUGGGAGGCAGCAUGUGCGGAGCUCAAGGUGCUACUCAGCAAGGAUGAAACCGCGCACGUGGCCUGGCAGCGCCGCGCGCAGGACGCAGAGCACAAGCUCUACCAGCUUUACAACUCUCUGCUGGCGCUCCCAGACCCGGCUCCUUUCCUCUACCUUCUCACCACUCUGGCAGCUCGGGUACAGGAGCUCGAGGACGCCAACCGCAAGCUCCAGGCCGCGGCCGACCAGGCUGCCAAGGACGAUGCGGAGGUUGGCAGCCUCAUUGAGAAGCACCAGAAGCUUUUGGAGAGCACCAAGGAGUUGCAGGAGGAGCUCGCUCGUCGUGACGCGCGCAUCUCUGAGAUGUCCGCUGCCGCCUCGGAGGCCGCCGCGGCCCGUCAGGAGAUGAGUCUGCAGGCGGCGGAGAUGGCCCGGCUGCAGCGCUCUCUGCGGGCGGUGCGGGAGGAGUACGAGGCCACCCAGCAGUCCCUGUUCGAGCUGCAGAGCCGGAUGGAGAGUCUGGCGGGGAGCAGGCAGCAGGAGGCGGAACUGGCCAGCGAGGAAUUGGACAGGGUGACUAAGAGGGCUGCGGAGUUGGAGAUGGAGCGACAGCAGCUGAUCUGCAGGCUGGAGAACGCGCAGCGGCAGGUGGCAGUAGCAGCUGCAGGUGCAGCUCCAGCAGCAGCAGGCGGGCUGGGGGUAGAUGCAGCCCUCCCUGCUGCUGCGGCGGGCAGCGGUGGCAGUGUCGGGGCGAGUACGACACCUGGCAGCGGCGGUGCAGGUGGUGCUGGUGGCGGUCUGCUUGGUGGUGACUAUGUGUUGUUGGAAAGGCAGUUGGCGGUUAGGGAGGAGCAGGUUAGCGCGCUGAGCUCCUCCCUGGAGGCCGUACAGCGGGGCGCCGCUGACGCCGCCUCCCGACACGCGCUGGAGCUGGCCACGCUCCGAGACCAGCUGUCCACCACCCGCCUGGCUCUGGAUAGGUUGGAGAGGGAGGUGGCCCGGAGACCCGACCCCACGGAGUACCAGGAGCUGCGGCGGCGUGCUGAGGCUCUUCAGUCGCUGGUGGACGUGCAGAUGCAGGCGGAGGGUUGGAGUGGGGAGCAGGUGGAGGCAACUCUGCGGGAUCUCAACGCACAAACCGUGACUAGCGUACUGCAGGAGCGCUCCAGGAAGUUGUCCUCCGAAGUCAGCUCGCUGAAGAGACAGAUGGCGGAGCGAGACAAGCAGCCGGCCACCAGCAGCCUCUUGUUACCACAGCUGUCCGGGUCGUUGGGGGUCCUGGUGACGAGUCCAAGCGGGGUAGACCUGACCGGGGCUGCAGCUGCUGCAGACGAAGGCGGUGGAGAUGGAGAUGGCGGUGGUGGCCUAGAUGGUGGUGGUGGUGGCGGUGGUGGCGGCUCGUUGUCGGACAUCGUGGUCAGCCAACUGUCCGACGAGCUGCACAAGACCCGGCAGCAGCUGCAGUCCUCCAGGAAUGACAACGUGGCGCUGUUUGAGAAGAUACGUUACUUGGAGCGCUACAACCAGCGCGCAGCGGCGGCGAGCCGUACGACUGUUGUACGGGUCGACGCCGCCGGCGUUGCCCAGCCGUCGCCUGAGGAGUUGGCGGCUGUCCGGGGCAGUCGAUAUCAGUGCGGUCCCUUCGCACUGGAGGUUGGAGCUCAACGAGGCGGAGGAGGGGGAGGAGCAGCUACGGUAGCAGGUGCUGGCGGCGGCGCCGGCGGCAUUGGCGGCGGCGGCUCCACGAGGUACAGCGGCGGCGCGGGCAUGCGGAGCCGCGGCGCACGCCGUGGCGGGGGCCCUCUGGCGUGUUUUGGAGACGGUGAUGACGUGGAGUCGUGCGGGGUUUCCUCCCCGGCUGAGUCGCGGGCUGCCCGGGCGUACGAGGCCCGAGUGAACCCCUUUGCGGAGUUCCAGCAGAGCGAGGUGGACAGCAGGAUGAGGAACCUGCAGGUCCACGACCGCGCGCUUCUGGUGGGCAGCCGGCUCCUGCUGGGCAGCCGAGUGGCCCGUAUGUUCCUGGCCAUCUACACGGUCAUGUUGCACUUCAUCAUCCUGCUGCUGUUCUUCUACGCCACGACGCCAUGUCCGGCGCAAGGAGGGGGAGCGGGAGGGGGAGAACAGCAGCAGCAGCAGCAGCUGGCUACUGCAGCCACGUUGGCGGCGGCAGCCGGCGGAGGCGGCGGGGGUGUGGUUGCGGCGGCAGCUGCUGCAGUGCUGCGAUAG